GUAUUUUAUUUCACGUUAGAAAAAUGUGGAAACAUCUCAUUCAAACACAGGCGGUGUUUACUUAUUUUAGCGUUGCCAGGUUUGAUGAGUUUCCGUAAAACACAAGAGACUUCACAGUUUUCCAAAGAUGUUGACGAUGUCGUUGAUUUUAUAGAACAAAGAACGAUUCAACGUCAGCAGUAGAACAAGUGGAUCCUCGUGUUCUUUCAGAAUCACUGUCGGAGUGUAAACGGUUAACUGCGUCGCUUCUGUUCGGGUUAGUGCUCACGUGGACGGAAAGUGUCGAACGUGGCAACUGACACUUCCUCCCCCCCCAGGUUGGAUUUAAAGCGGGAAAUGGACGUUGAGCGACAAACAAACUUUCCUGCAGCUGAUUAAACAAGUGAAGAACAGCUGGUUAGCGCUUCUCGCUGCUAACACACAUGCUGACACGGCUCCGGGGACGUUCAUUCACUUUACUCGGCGAACUAACGCAACGCAAGGAGAGCAGGAAGCCGAGAACGAAGCUUGGAAGCAGCGCGGACCUCCUAACUGAGCGCGGCCCCCGGCAUGUUGACUCAACACACAGGGAGAACAACGACUUUUUAUUCCCGAUGAAAGACAGUGAAAUGAAGCCCAAACGCAUCCAGAGGCACAGAGGAGCCAACCCGAGGGGAAAGGCCGUCGACACUGGUGACACAACAACUCUGAAUCAAGCCAAGCCUUCGUCACAUGUGUCAUCUUCUGCUCAAAACAAACCUUUUGCUGGGAAAGUGUUUUACCUGGACCUGCCGUCAAACAGAACAGCAGAGACACUGGAGAGGGACAUUAAACAGCUGGGAGGGGUUGUUGAGAAGUUCUUCAGUAAGGAAAUUAAAUAUCUGGUAUCCAACAAGCGGGAGGCCCGAUAUGUGCAGUGCUUCAGGCAGGUCUCUCCUGUACCCAGCCCAGACUCCGGACAGAGUUCACCUCACCCUCGCUCAAACCCGCACCGGCCUGGCAGUCAUGGGGACAACAUGAAAAGCAGGUCUCAGGCUCAAACAGAGACAUUGGUCUCAAGUCGAGGUAAAUCUUUGCUGGAGAGAGUGGUGAAAGAUCAGGAGAGGGUACAGAUGAACAAGAUCCUGUCAAAUGCUCUGGAUUGGGGUGUGAAAAUCCUCUACAUAGAUGAUGUUAUAGCGUAUGUAAAGAAGAGAAAAAAGAUAAUCAGUAGCCAGUGUCCUGCGACUUCUGCUGCCAAAACAAAUGUUAAAGCUGGGUCAGGAUCAAAGCAAGGGUUUCAGAAAUGCAGAGGUGGACGAAUCAGUAAACCUUUUGUCAAGGUUGAGGAUUCAAGCAGACACUACCGUCCAAUCUACCUCACAAUGUCCAACAUGCCUGAAUUCAACCUGAAGACUGCCCCUCCUUGUAGUCCCUUCAGUGUUGAGGACAAGAAUUCAACUGGGAACAAACAGGAAGGACAAAGAGGUGCGAAAGCCUCAGCCAGUGAGGAGAGAGCUCACGCCCGAAAGAAGAACAGAGACAAGAAACGAGGCGGCUACUGCGAGUGCUGUCUGAUCAAAUACGAAAACAUCACAAUGCAUCUACAGAGUGAACGUCACAAGGCUUUCUCCAAAAGUGAUCAAUACUCGGUUGUGGACAGACAGGUUUCAACACUGCCCUGCAACUUCAUCCACGUCAAAACUAAAGUUAAAAGAACAAAAUGCAGCGUUUCUUCUUUUCUGGUUGCUCCUGGACCAUGUGGGAAAACUGAGCGAAGGCACAGGGGAGAUCUUGUUACCGCAGAGACUGUUAAAGAAGAGCAGCAACAGACUGUCGAAGUGGAAUCUUAUUCAGGACACGCUCUAAAAAUCAGAUCAGUUCCUGGUUCUGCUCGUCUGAUUCACAGGGAGUGGAACAGGAGGAACUGUCACACUUACUCAGAGAGAUCCAAGGCCAAGUCUCUCGCACUUAAACGUCUGUGCAGGCAGAAUUCUUUGACUUCUUGCUCACAAAAAGCUGAGCAAACUCACAUUGCUCAGCCCAAGAGGAAUACGGUCUCCUCUACAGGCGAACGCCUUGAAGCUUCUCCCUCCGGAGUUCCUCAGGUCGACUCAGUGGACCUAAUAUCUCACAUAGACAAGAACAGCUUGUCCUCAUGCUCCAAUAACAUUGAUGUACAGAAUUAUUCCUCUAAAAGCCUCGAUGUUGUGACAAAUCAACAAGAGCAGUCUGAAACAAACACGGAUGUGUUACAGUUUGAAGCUGUGCAGGAUGGAAGCAUAUUUCCUGACAAAAUGACUGGAAACUACUUAGCAGAAAACACAGAGGGACAGCUUCCUCCUCAAAGCUUCUCUCCAGCCUGGAAAAUAAAGAGAAAAGUCAGAUUUUUUAAACGCAAAAGACGAAAAAUUGACACACAUGUUGAACACGUAAAGCCAAGUGAUGCUCCUGACAAUUACAUGCUGAAGCUGGUGGAGCUUUUCCAGUCAAGUGAUGACAUGGACAUGGAGUUUCGUGGAUUUGAGGUCUAAAAGAAAAUGAGCUGAAGGAAUUAACUGAACUAUUAUUGUCUUUUCCAAUCACACCACUGUCGUAGACUAGAAAUCAAACAGAUCUUUCUUGUUUUCAGCAACAGAGGUUUAAUCAUAUGGGACAAAUAGAAUGAUCUACUGUUUUACUUUGUUUCAGGGACAAAAAAUAUGUUUCCUCAUUACUUUGUUCAACGGCACCUGCUGAUGUGCUAUAACAUUGUGUUUAUAGUAUAAGAAAUGUGACUUAAAUGAGGUCAAAUUUGUAUCCCCACUUCAAGUGGAAAUUAAAGAUAUGUAUGCAGAGAUAAUAUUCCCAAGACAAGAACAUUUGGCUUAAUAUUGAAAAGCAACCUUUUGGCUAAUAACAUUAUUGUUUUGCUCUGCUCUGUUUUGCAUAGUUGACUGAAAUAUAAAUUAUUUGCCCACUUGGUAUAUGUUGCCAAAAUAAUGGAAUUUAUAUCAGAUAUUGGUGAAAAUACAUAGAACAGAAGAGACAGCAAUUUAAAUGGGGGGAGAAAAUCUUCCAGACAUCAUGAAGUGGAUUAAAAUGCCACCACUUCUUUAACUCAUUGCUCUGCAGCAUGAAACACCCAAACUAUAAAGUCCCAUCACAAAGUAUUAAUGGGACGUU
This is a messenger RNA of Paralichthys olivaceus (Japanese flounder), 3123 nucleotides long. It is a transcript of the gene dbf4, whose product is annotated as DBF4-CDC7 kinase regulatory subunit. Gene Ontology annotation, biological process: regulation of cell cycle phase transition; positive regulation of nuclear cell cycle DNA replication. The record is from RefSeq and is a predicted model, not a curated record. Lineage: Eukaryota; Metazoa; Chordata; Actinopteri; Pleuronectiformes; Paralichthyidae. Gene Ontology annotation, cellular component: Dbf4-dependent protein kinase complex. Gene Ontology annotation, molecular function: protein serine/threonine kinase activator activity; nucleic acid binding; zinc ion binding.